This is a messenger RNA of Corythoichthys intestinalis (scribbled pipefish), 2236 nucleotides long. RefSeq names its product mannose-P-dolichol utilization defect 1 protein-like. Lineage: Eukaryota; Metazoa; Chordata; Actinopteri; Syngnathiformes; Syngnathidae. The record is from RefSeq and is a predicted model, not a curated record. The coding region runs from base 397 to 1101 and encodes 234 amino acids. The transcript is spliced from 5 exons. Gene Ontology annotation, biological process: oligosaccharide biosynthetic process.
UUUUAUUCAACAUAUUUUUUAAAUUGUAUUAUAUUUUUACUCAUUUUAUUGCAGGUUAAAUGGAUUUAGAAUUUUCCAGUCUAACGACUUAGGUUGGACGUCUAUCACAGUCAAUGACAGCUAAUGAGUUAAACUGUUUUUUUUUUUUUUUCCCUCAUAAAAAAAAUAAGAAAGGAACACGUGACUGAUAAGCACGACUGAACUUUGAAUCUUCAAUCAUUAAAAAAAUGGCGGAGGUAAUGCUACUGCAAAAAGAAAGCUCUUUCAUGGAUCCCUUCGCCGGGCGUCUGUUGGAGUAUUUUCUGCCGCAAACCUGUUCCGACGCAUUUUUCCAGCGUUACAACUUUAUAGACGGUGAGUACGUCUAAUGAUUGACACGCAUGAGUGGCCAAUGAGAUGAGAGUCUUUCUUUCAGGGCCGUGUCUGAAGAUUCUGCUCAGCAAAGUUGUGGGGAGCGUCAUCAUCCUGGGAUCCAUGUUGGUUAAGGUGCCUCAGAUUGCCAAGAUUCUGGGCGCGAAGAAUGCAGAAGGCGUGAGCUUCUUGUCGCUCCUGGGCGAGCUCUUCGCCAUCACCGGAUCGCUAGCCUACAGCUUCGCCAACGGCUUCCCAUUCAGCGCCUGGGGCGAGGCGCUCUUUGUCAUGUUCCAAACUGUCACCAUCGGCUUCCUGGUUCAGCACUACGGUGGGCGGAGUUGCAUCGGUGCGUUGUUCCUGCUGCUAUACUCCAUCACGCUAGCCCUCCUGCUGUCUCCGCUAGCCCCCGCGCCGCUGCUAGCAGCCAUGCAGGCCUCCAACAUGCCCGCCAUCAUAAUCAGCAGGGUUAUCCAAGCGGCUGUCAACCUUCGAAACGGACACACGGGCCAAUUAUCGGCGCUGACCGUCACCAUAUUGUUCGCCGGGUCGCUGGCUCGCAUCUUCACCUCAGUGCAGGAAACGGGCGACACCCUGCUGGUGGUUACCUACGUGGUGUCAGUGAUCGCAAACGGCGUGAUCGUGGCGCAGGUGCUGUACUACUGGAAGUCCACUAAAAGGUUCCUACAAGGCCCGCGUGCUCCCGAUGAUAACAGAGCCACGGCAGGUAAACACGACGCUGCCCUCUAGUGGUUUUCACCCACGUCCCCGGAAGAACAUUAAGCGGUAAAACCCGCAACUAUUUGGGGAAUCCGCACCAACGUAUGACAUCACGCGAUAUUGAUGAUUACUUCUAAAACGGCGAACAAUUGGAACUUGUUGAAGUCAGCCAUAGCGCAUCCAUGGCAACCACUUGUUGAAGCCUCGCUGCCUGUUGCUAGGUGAUCGGAGCUACCGGACCAGAAAAUCCCUCCAUUGACACCCCCCGACCAGCAACACCCCCCGAAAGACCCCCGCGGGCUCUAGCCAAAACAACCGCGCAUUUUUUGAGGCAUUUGUCAAGCGAGUGAAAACAAAGUCAUUUCCAAUUGAGAAAACUGCUAUUUCCAAUUUUCUUGAAGGCAUCAAAAUGCAGCAUUUAUAGUGACAAACACAUUUAAUACCAAAAGAGUUGAAGUUGUUGUUGAAGUUUUUAUUUUUACAUUAUUAAGCCUUUUCUGUCACUUUUUUUAAUGGAUUGUUGUCCAAAGUAUGCUCUGCUGUUAUUUUUCUAAAAUUUUAACUUCAAGGGGUUUUGUAUUUUUUUGUUCUUUCACUGCCAGCCCAUAUGGAUUUGGACCAUUAAUGGCUAUGGAGCCUCUAAUGGGAUAUUGACAGAAAUAAAAUAAAUGUAAAUAAUCUGGUGCGCACCAUAUAGUUUCUAGUGCAUUCCAAGACAAUGUAAUGGUGACAAUUGGUAAUGCAGUAAUAUCUUUAUGGUGCGCACCACAUCAUUUCUAGUGCGCACCACAUACUGUCUGGUGUACACCAGAUUGUUACUGGUGCGUUCCGAGACAUUAUAAUGGUGACAAUGUGCAAGUAAUGCAGUAAUAUUUUUAUGGUGCGCACCAAAUAGUUUCUAUUGCGCACCAAAUACUAUCUGGCGCACACCCAAUGGGUUCAAGUGCGCCCCACAUACUAUGUGGUGGGCACCCGAUGGUUUCAAGAACGCACCACGUACUAUCUGGUGUGCACAAGAUAGUUUCUAGUGCGCACCACGUACUCUCUGGUGUGCACCAGAUUGUUACUAGUGCGUUCCGAGCCAAUGUAAUGGUGACAAUGGGCAAGUAAUGCAGUAAAAUCUUUACGGUGCGCACCACAUACUCCCUGGUGCGCACCCGAUGGU